CAGUGUCUUAUAGAGGAAGAAAGGGUUUAAAUAGAAGCGCGUGGUUGCGUGUUGGCGGAGACAACAAAGAAAAGAACGGCGGAGAGCGUGAAAAUGACGGACCUCGAACCAACCUUAAGGCCUUUCCAUCAGAGAGCCACAGAAGCAGAGGAGCGCUUAUCAAGACUAGAAGCUGCAAUUAAUAGUAAACAAGAUGCUGGAGAUGAGAAAAGCUUGAAAGUUAUUGAUGAUCUUCAGUCAAAGCUAAAAGUUGCAAAUGCAGAGUUAAUUUCAGAAAAAGAGAAGGCUCAGAUACUUGCUGUAGAGAAUGAGAAACAUAAAUAUCGAAUAAUUCAUCUUUUGAGAACCAUCAAGGAUCUCAGAUCAAAGUUAGAGCAAGAUACAGCGCAGGAGCAGCUACAAGGCUUGAAAUUGCAGGGUCCUUGAAUCUGGAGUUUAUGAGCUUAGAUUGAUAGUUGCUUUAUCUUAUCUAUUUUGUUUUAUGGUUGAUAUUUAAUCAUAUAGUAUGGCGUUGGUGAUGCUAAAUAUGUUUGUCUUUACUGGUUUUACAACUUUAGAACUGAUCUUUGUUUUGCUCAUACAUUAUCAUACACACUUGAAUUUCUUCCACUUUAACUCAUGCAUUAUCAUAUAUUAGGUGUAAUGCUACACAGCCACAGAAAAUGUGUCAGGAUUAAACAGUGUAAGAGAUGAUAAAGUGAGGAUGACUUGUGCAUCCAAUAGUCCGACUCAUUUUGGCUUCCCAUGUUGGCAAACUAAUUCUGUUAAUUAGCAUUAUCCUACAUGUUAAUUUACUUGUCUUUGGAU
Molecule: messenger RNA, 807 nt
Organism: Cajanus cajan (pigeon pea)
Lineage: Eukaryota; Viridiplantae; Streptophyta; Magnoliopsida; Fabales; Fabaceae
Product: threonine-tRNA ligase 2
Source: RefSeq, a predicted model, not a curated record